AUGGCCUCUGUUGCAACACGAAAGUGUAAGAACUGUGGUUCGACAGAUUUUGGUCGGGAUAUCAGCAAUACAACAAAUGAACUCAUCUGUAAAGAGUGUGGUUUAGUGACCGAGGAGAACUCUAUAGUGUCAGAAGUCACGUUUGGAGAAACUAGCAAUGGUGCAGCAGUAAUCCAAGGUUCGUUUGUGAGCGCCAACCAGGCGCAUCCCAGUUUUAUGUCGCACUCGGGACAGAACGCGUUAAUGUCUAGAGAAACAACGCUUAAUAAUGCUAGAAGGAAGUUAAAGGCGGUGUCGUAUGCGUUGAAUAUUCCAGAGUACGUUACUGAUGCGGCUUUCCAGUGGUACAAGUUAGCUUUGAGUCACAAUUUCGUGCAAGGGCGUAAGUCCCAGAAUGUGAUUGCUGCUUGUUUGUAUAUUGCGUGUCGGAAAGAGCGCACGCACCACAUGCUUAUCGAUUUCUCCUCGCGGCUGCAGGUGAGUGUUUACUCUAUUGGUGCUACUUUUUUGAAGCUAGCGAAGAAGUUACACAUCGUGAAUCUCCCUCUAGCGGAUCCGUCGCUUUUCAUCCAGCAUUUCGCGGAGAAACUGGAGCUUGGCGAUCGCAAGAUUAAGGUGAUCAAGGAUGCAGUCAAGUUGGCGCAGACGAUGUCUAGGGACUGGAUGUACGAGGGAAGACGUCCUGCUGGUAUUGCUGGUGCCUGUUUGUUGCUUGCGUGUCGGAUGAACAACUUGCGCAGAACACACUCUGAGAUCGUGGCCAUCUCCCAUGUGGCGGAGGAAACGCUCCAACAGAGAUUAAACGAGUUCAAGAACACUACAUCGGCCAAGAUGUCAGUGAAGGAGUUCCGUAACGAUGAAACAGAGUUGAAGGAUGGUGAGAGAAGCAAAGACGCAAAACCACCAAGUUUCGAAAAGAAUAGACUCAAGGAGAAGAAGAUCAAGGACUCGUUGGACACCAACGAAAUGCUAGAGACAAGCGAAGAAGCGCUUUCCAAGAAUCCAAUUUUGACUCAGGUGCUCGGAGCACAAGAGUUAUCCUCGAAGGAAGUCUUGUACUACUUGAAACAGCUUUCCGAGCGCCGAAAGACCGAGUUCAGUCGGAUCAAGGCAACCCACGGCAUCGACGGUAAGGAUUUGCCCUCAGAAGAAAACAAUGAGGACGAAAACGAAAAGAAAAGAACAAUCGACGAUAUCGAUGGAUACUCUCUAGAGAAGGACCCUUAUAGGCCGAAAAACUUGCACCUAUUGCCAACAACGGCCUCGUUGCUAUCUAAAGUUAGCGAUCACCCAGAGAACCUGGAAGACGUGGAUGACGCUGAAUUAGAUUCCCAUUUGUUGGACGAAGAGGCGUCGAAACUUAAGGAACGUAUAUGGAUCGAUAUCAACGGUGACUAUCUUUUGGAACAAGAGUCCAAGAGACUCAAACAGGAAGCAGAUUUGGCUAGUGGUAACACCUCACUACGGAAAAAACGCACAAAACGUGCCAAGAAACAAAACACAGACGCUGCAAGCAUUGUCAAGGUCCAAAUGGAUGGUCUUCCGCUCGAUGUCUCCCUUGAUGAGACGACUGCUGUUGAAGUGGCUGCCGCUGGAAGCGUCAACAACAUACUGCAAAAGAACAGUUUCUCGAAAAAGAUCAACUACGAUGCCAUCGACGGUCUUUUUGGGCAGAAAUAG
Molecule: messenger RNA, 1680 nt
Organism: Kluyveromyces marxianus DMKU3-1042
Lineage: Eukaryota; Fungi; Ascomycota; Saccharomycetes; Saccharomycetales; Saccharomycetaceae
Gene: BRF1
Product: transcription factor TFIIIB subunit BRF1
Exons: 1
Coding region: 1-1680 (559 amino acids)
Biological process (GO): transcription by RNA polymerase III; transcription preinitiation complex assembly; DNA-templated transcription initiation
Cellular component (GO): transcription factor TFIIIB complex; transcription preinitiation complex; nucleus
Molecular function (GO): RNA polymerase III general transcription initiation factor activity; TBP-class protein binding; RNA polymerase III type 3 promoter sequence-specific DNA binding
Source: RefSeq, a predicted model, not a curated record